AUGAAUAUCCUUAAACUUAUAACUUUCUUCCUGUCUUCCCAAAUUUAUGGGAUUUUUGAUUUCCUUGAAAUAGAUACCUCAGCUCUUACCAGUCAGAGCUCUUUUGAGUGCCUAAUAAAACAAGGAUAUUCCGGUACAAUACUUCGAGGAUAUACAUCUUAUGGUGCUGUAGAUCCAAAUGUAGUUUCUAGCAUGAAAAAUGCUUUAGCUGCAGGGAUGUAUCUUGUAGAUGUUUAUAUGUUUCCUUGUGUACCUUGUGGAAAUCCAUCAGGCCAAGUACAAGAAUUAUGGGAUGCAAUUAGCUCACUUGUACCACUGCAUAGAAGUCUUAAUAUAUGAGUCCAAGUAACUCAAUAUGCAUGAAAUAAAAGUCAAAGCUAUAAUCAAUCUUUUAUUUUAUCAAUGAUGAGCAAAAUUUCACAAACUGGAAAUAUUCCUGGAGUCUAUACAUCUAUUCUGGACUGAAAUGCCAUUGUAGGCGCAUCUUGGACAGGAGCCAAAAACUUCUUUUUAUGGAACAUUCAGCAUGAUGACAAGCCUAAUACGAACAGUUGGCAACCUUUUGGAGGUUUUACUACAGUCACCUUAAAGCAAUAUACAGGAACAAUCAAUUUAUGUAACACCACAGUUAAUAAAGAUUAUUAUCCUCUUGAUUCAUAA
Molecule: messenger RNA, 660 nt
Organism: Blepharisma stoltei
Lineage: Eukaryota; Ciliophora; Heterotrichea; Heterotrichida; Blepharismidae
Source: the annotation of a GenBank genome assembly